UUCUCUUCCAUUGCUCUUCUUUUUUCCUCCUUGCUUAAUCGUGUUCUCUAGUUCUUAUGAGUUUUAUUGGCUAAAUUUAAUCACUGAUUAGCCAUUUGGGGCAGUAUUCUUUAUCUUGUUUUUUUUGAGGGGGGAAGAGGUGAGUGAUACUGCAGCCUUGAGCAUGGAGAUCACCAACGUUAUGGAGUAUAAGGCAAUCGCCAAGCAAAAGCUGCCAAAGAUGGUCUAUGACUACUAUGCCUCUGGUGCAGAGGAUCAGUGGACUUUGAAGGAGAAUAGGGAAGCAUUCUCCAGGAUUCUGUUUCGUCCACGUAUACUUAUUGAUGUUUCCAGAAUUGAUAUGGCUACAACUGUGCUUGGUUUCAAGAUAUCAAUGCCAAUUAUGAUUGCUCCCACCGCAAUGCAGAAAAUGGCCCACCCAGAAGGAGAAUAUGCAACUGCAAGGGCAGCAUCAGCAGCUGGCACCAUUAUGACGCUGUCAUCAUGGGCUACUUCCAGUGUUGAGGAGGUUGCUUCGACAGGACCAGGAAUUCGAUUCUUCCAGCUCUAUGUCUACAAAGAUAGGAACGUAGUUGCACAGCUUGUAAGAAGGGCUGAAAGGGCUGGUUUCAAGGCAAUAGCCCUCACUGUCGAUACUCCAAGACUUGGGCGCAGGGAAGCAGACAUCAAAAACAGAUUUACCUUGCCGCCAUUUUUGACGCUUAAGAACUUUGAGGGGUUGGACCUUGGCAGGAUGGAUGGAACCAAUGACUCUGGUUUGGCAUCUUAUGUGGCUGGACAAAUUGAUCGAUCACUAAGCUGGAAGGAUGUUAAGUGGUUGCAGACAAUCACUUCUAUGCCAAUUUUAGUGAAAGGAGUUCUCACUGCAGAAGAUAGUAAAAAUUCUCUUUUUGUUAUAUUAUGUUCCUUCUUCUUUUUUUUUUUCUUUUUCAAGAAGUCCAUACAUGUAAUAUUAUUUUUUAAUUUAACAAAUCCAGCAAGGUUGGCCAUACAAAAUGGUGCAGCUGGUAUCAUCGUGUCCAACCAUGGAGCUCGCCAGCUUGACUAUGUUCCUGCUACUAUCACUGCUCUGGAGGAGGUUGUCAGAGCUGCAAGAGGCCAAGUGCCUGUCUUUCUUGAUGGUGGUGUUCGUCGUGGAACAGAUGUGUUCAAGGCUUUAGCUUUGGGAGCCUCUGGUGUAUUUAUUGGAAGGCCCGUGGUGUUUUCUUUGGCUGCUGAAGGUGAGGCCGGUGUAAGAAGGGUGCUUCAGAUGCUUCGCGACGAAUUCGAGCUGACAAUGGCAUUAAGCGGUUGCACCUCACUCAAAGAAAUCACUCGCAGCCACAUAGUGACUGAGGCAGACCUGCAUCGCCCUGUAUCCAGGUUAUAAAUCACCUCGAGGAUGAUUGCAUUCCCUCCCAAGGACAGAGAGCUACAUAUAAUUCCAGGAGCCUAUUUGUCCAGGGGAUAGAAUUGCAAUGGAUUCCAGGAAGUCUAUAUUUUCAUUUACUGUUAUAAAUGCUGCCUCCUCUGUAUAUUUUUGUUAUUAGAUACCUAUUAACCUUAGCAUAAAUUUCAAAUUUUGGAAUUUGAAUCCGCUUUCUGGAAUACCUACCAGAUGCUGGUAUGAUGGCAUGCUAA
Messenger RNA from Phoenix dactylifera (date palm), 1620 nucleotides. Lineage: Eukaryota; Viridiplantae; Streptophyta; Magnoliopsida; Arecales; Arecaceae. The record is from RefSeq and is a predicted model, not a curated record.